Molecule: messenger RNA, 1377 nt
Organism: Python bivittatus (Burmese python)
Lineage: Eukaryota; Metazoa; Chordata; Lepidosauria; Squamata; Pythonidae
Product: gastricsin-like
Biological process (GO): proteolysis
Molecular function (GO): aspartic-type endopeptidase activity
Source: RefSeq, a predicted model, not a curated record
UACCAAUCUUUACCUAGUGUCCCAAGUCCCUGCAGGAGCUAAAAAAAAUCACUUUAGCAACUGCAUUUGGGAACAGAGCACCAUGAAGUGGCUAAUCCUUGCCCUCGUAUGCCUUCACCUCAGUGAGGCUAUUAUCAAGGUACCCUUAAAAAAAUUCAAGUCUAUGAGGGAAGUGAUGAAGGAAAAAGGUGUCCAUGAACAGCUCCUACACCGCUAUUAUGAUCCAGCCAGCAAAUACAUGAACAAGUUUGCCACUGGCAUCGAGCCCCUUGCUAACUACAUGGAUAUGUCCUAUUAUGGAGAGAUCAGUAUUGGAACUCCACCCCAGGACUUCUUGGUUCUCUUCGACACUGGGUCAUCCAAUCUCUGGGUGCCAUCUGUCUAUUGCCAGAGUGAGCCUUGCACAAACCAUCCAUUAUUUAAUCCCAACCAGUCUUCUACUUACUACAGCAAUGGACAAACCUUCUCUAUACAGUAUGGAAGUGGUAGUCUCACUGGGGUCUUUGGCUAUGACACUGUAACGAUCCAAGGCAUUUCUAUUACCAAUCAAGAAUUUGGCCUAAGUGAGACUGAGCCUGGCAGUGCCUUUGUCUAUUCAAAAUUUGAUGGCAUCCUGGGGUUGGCCUAUCCUUCCAUUUCUGCUGGCGGUGCCACCACUGUAAUGCAGGGAAUGAUGAAGGAGAACUUGCUUGAGUCUGCUGUUUUCAGCUUCUACCUGAGUCAGCAGCCAAGCUCCCAGAAUGGUGGUGCACUUGUCUUCGGAGGAACCGAUCCCAAUCUCUACACUGGACAGAUUAACUGGGCUCCAGUCACCCAAGAAAUGUAUUGGCAAAUUGCGAUUGAUAGCUUCUCUGUUAACAACCAGACAACCAACUGGUGCAGCCAGGGAUGCCAGGGCAUCGUGGAUACUGGAACAUCCCUCCUCACUGUUCCUCAGAAUGUCUUUGGAGAGCUGAUGCAAUACAUUGGAGCUCAGGAAAACAGCUAUGGCGAGUAUGUGGUUAACUGCGAUAAUAUUCAGAGCAUGCCCACCAUCACGUUUGUCAUCAAUGGAGUUAGUUUCCCCCUGAGUCCAUCUGGCUAUGUCCUUCAGUAUUCUGGUGGCAGUUGCCAGGUUGGCAUGAUGCCCACUUACCUGCCAUCCCAGAAUGGGCAACCUCUGUGGAUCCUUGGUGAUGUCUUCCUCAGGUCCUACUACUCUGUGUAUGAUUUGGGCAACAACCAGGUUGGCUUUGCAGCAGCAGCAUAGACAUAGCCAACAGUUUUAUGCAGUACUUUACAUCUGCAAAAAAUCUUCCACUGAAAGCGAUAAUAAAUCAAAGUCGGUUUCCUCCCCAAAGUAACUGGAAGCAAAUAAAAACAUGAUUAUGCAAAGAA